Messenger RNA from Oncorhynchus keta (chum salmon), 2469 nucleotides. RefSeq names its product KH domain-containing, RNA-binding, signal transduction-associated protein 1-like. Gene Ontology annotation, cellular component: nucleus. The transcript is spliced from 9 exons. The record is from RefSeq and is a predicted model, not a curated record. NCBI's taxonomy places the organism in Eukaryota, Metazoa, Chordata, Actinopteri, Salmoniformes, Salmonidae. Bases 240 to 1424 code for a protein of 394 amino acids. Gene Ontology annotation, molecular function: mRNA binding; poly(A) binding. Gene Ontology annotation, biological process: regulation of alternative mRNA splicing, via spliceosome.
UUUUUCUUAAUUUUUUUGCACGAGAAGAACGUCGUCCAUUCUACAAACCGUAUUCAUCCAUAACCCGCUCUCUUUUAGCGGUGAAAUACGGUUAACGUGUAGCUAGUUGCCGGAGAAUAUUACGUUCGAAAACAUAGCUGAGAACAUCAAGCUGGUCAACUUGAUAAAGUAGGCUGUUUUGGGACGCUCCCGACCGACUGGAAACCAAGUAAACGAAAACGUUACAGAACGUGAGCCACAUGAGUUCUGACGCUAAGCCCGAGCCUAAAAAAGCCAAAAUGGAGAAUGAAAGCAAGUAUCUCCCUGAGCUUCUGGCAGAAAAAGACAGUCUGGAUUCUUCAUUCACACAUGCAAUGAAACUUAUAUCUACAGAGAUAGAAAGGAUUCAGAAAGGAGAGACAAAGAAAGAGACAGAAAGAGAAACUUACCUGGACCUGUCUACCACAAAGAACAUCAAGGUCAAGGAACGUGUACUCAUUCCAGUCAAACAGUACCCAAGGUUCAACUUUGUUGGUAAGAUUUUGGGACCCCAGGGGAACACAAUCAAGCGCCUCCAGGAGGAAACUGGAGCAAAGAUCUCAGUAUUGGGCAAAGGUUCCAUGAGGGACAAGGUGAAGGAGGAAGAGCUGAGAAAGGGUGGUGAGCCCAAAUAUGCUCAUCUGGGCAUGGAACUGCAUGUCUUCAUAGAGGUGUUUGCUCCUAUACCUGAGGCAUACCUGCGCAUGGCUCACGCCAUGGACGAGGUCAAGAAGUUCCUCAUCCCUCAGGACACCAUGGAUGGUAUAUGCCAGGAUCAGUUCAUGGAGAUUGGCUACCUGAAUGGCGGUCAAGAUUCACAAUCCAGGGGACGAGGGGGCCCUCCAGGCAGGGGCAGGGGAGCACCCCCACCCAAUUCAGUAGGAGCCAGGGGGCGAGGAAUGCUACCUCGUGGAGGAGCCCCUCGUGGAGGCACCCAACGUGGUGGAGCUUCCCGAGGAGGACCUCCCAGGGGUGGGUCGGCCAGAGGGGCUCCAGCUGGCCGAGGUGGACCCCCCUCUACACCUGCUAGAGGAGGCACUACACCCCGUUCCAGACCACCCACCCCAGGGACACCAAGGAUGCUCCCGUCCCCAGCCCACUCCCACCAGCAGCACCAGCACCAACAUGCCCCACCACCCAAGGCUGAGGCCUACAAUGAAUAUCCUGCAUAUGAAGAAAGCUACGCUGAGCCUGCAUAUGAAGGUUAUGACAACUAUUACAGUCAACAACCUCCACAAGCGGACACAGAGUACUAUGACUACGGACAUGGAGAGGCUCAGGAGGCUUAUGAACCCUAUGCCCAAGAUGAUUGGGAGGGUUCCUGGUCCUCCACUGGAGGCAAAGCCCCUCCAGCGAGGCAGGAUAAGAGGGGGGCCUACAGAGAGCAUCCAUACGGAAGAUACUGAACAGUCUCCGGUAGAGGGUUGCCAUGGCAACUGUCUCCCAUUGUAACUCACUUAACUCUCCAAAGUAAUUUCCCUAAAUGUUUUUCUUUUACAUUUUCUGUAGUUUUUUGUUUUUUAAUGAUUUGAGAGCAGGACAACUGGAUGUAUCGUAUCGAGUGGGCGUAGCAAGCGAAUGCAAGGAUUUGGAUAAUACGUUAUCAUUCAAUGUUUCCACUGCAUCAUUGACAGUUUUAAGAUCUAAUUUAAUGGUUACUUAGAGAAACGUGAUACCUUGUAUAGUGUUAAAUGUUAUUUUGAAGGUUUGUUUCAGUUUGUCUUGAAAUGAUUUGUGGCAGUUGCAGUCUCAUUUAGGCUGCAUUUCUAAAGUAUUUUUUAGCUAAAACUUGAUUAAUGACGUCAAUGUAACAUCGGCAACUAGAUUAAGAAUAUAUGGGGAAGAACCAAAAUAAUUUUCUAGAAAAAUCAUUUUUGCAGAAACUAACAUUCCCUAUAGAGGCAUAGAUUUCAAUGUUUUUUUCUUUUCUUAGGGUUUUGAAAUCUAGCCUUAUUAGACACUGAGACAGUCUGUCCUAAAAUAUCUCCUUUAAGUAUUUUCAAUUCGACUUGGUUGUAAGUACAUUCUACUUUAGAUAACUUUUGCUUGGCUUACUUUGGUCUACAUCUUAUUGGGCUGACUUUGAUAGAAAUGCUGAUAAAGUACUCACUUUGAGUGGUUCUACAAGAAUUUGGACAUGGUCCUCACAUGGUCUUCAUGUAAGGGAAAACUGCAGCCAUCUCAAUAUUAUAUGCAUACACUUAAGAAAGUUGUGUAUAUUGCUUUCUGAAGUUGUGCCGUCUCCAAAAUGCAUAGUGCUACGUACAUGUGUACUCUUGCCUAAAUAGGAUACUAAAUAUAUCCAAAAAAUGUUUCUCUGCAGUGCGUUGUAUCAAUAAAGCCUAAUUUGUUUUGUUUUUUUAUCAAACUAAACCUGGUAUUUUGCUUUUGUUGUAUAGUAAUGCCUUCUACUUCUAAUAAAACUGAUUCUCGUUGAGGAUUUUCACAAAA